AUGGUUGGAUUAUUCUACCAUAUGACUGAAUCGAUGCAUGAUCCUUAUAGGAUUAACUUUGAGAAAAUGAGGAAAAUGGGUGGAGUGGAGUUUGAAGGCACUGUUGAUCCCACAGAUGUUGAACAAUGGCUUGAUCGCAUGGAGAGGGUAUUUGAGCAGUUGGAGUGUUCAGAUGUUGCCAAAUUUAAGUAUGUUAUUUCACUAUUACAAAAGGAUGCUUAUGAUUGGUGGGUAAGUGUUUCGAAUGCCAAGUAUGUCCCACCUGCUUAUUGUGAUGCAAAGAAAAAUGAGUUUUUGAAUCUAAGGCAACGAGGCAUGUCUAUUGCUGAAUACGAACAGAAGUUUCUAAGGCUCUCUCGCUAUGCUGGUGGUAUUAUUAAAGAGGAAAAAGACAAGUGCAGGAAAUUUGAAGACGGUUCAAAUGAUUCCAUACGGAAGAAUGUGGCGAUCCUGCAACAUGAGAAAUUUUGUAAGUUAGUGUCUGCUGCUUUUACUUGGGAACGACUUGAUAAAGAAGAAACUAGUAGAAAUGAAAACAGAUUCUGA
This is a messenger RNA of Solanum verrucosum, 546 nucleotides long. RefSeq lists its product as uncharacterized. The transcript has 2 exons. The record is from RefSeq and is a predicted model, not a curated record. NCBI's taxonomy places the organism in Eukaryota, Viridiplantae, Streptophyta, Magnoliopsida, Solanales, Solanaceae. Bases 1 to 546 code for a protein of 181 amino acids.